This is a messenger RNA of Euleptes europaea (tarantolino), 2248 nucleotides long. RefSeq names its product KIAA1958 ortholog. The transcript is spliced from 2 exons. The record is from RefSeq and is a predicted model, not a curated record. Lineage: Eukaryota; Metazoa; Chordata; Lepidosauria; Squamata; Sphaerodactylidae. Bases 1 to 2205 code for a protein of 734 amino acids.
AUGGAGGACUGCCUUCACACUUCCUCUGAAAAUCUUGCUAAACUGGUCAGCUGGGCCCACAGUCAUGGAACCAUUUGUAGUCUCAUUCCAAAUCUAAAACAUCUACUGUCAGAGGGGUCCCAUGGCAACCUGACAGCUAUGUGGGGCUGCAGUGCAGGCCACGCCUAUCACUGGCCUCUCACGGCAACCUGUAGGGCUGGUUCACAGGAAAGAGUGUGUUUCCAGGACAACAGAAGCUUCAAUUCGGACAGCCCCAGCAUCAUAGGCAUGCCCUCCGACACACAGACCAGCCCUGUGGAACGGUACGCUGGAAGGCCAGGGAAAGCUAAGCUGGACUGCAACAGAACCAGAGAUUCCUAUGAUUUCUCCUACUGCAGCGAGCCUUCGGAAUUAGAUGAAACUGUGGAGGAAUAUGAAGACGAAGCGACACUUUUCGAUAUGGUCUGCGAGUCCUCAGUGACAGAUGAAGACAGCGACUUUGAACCUCAUCCACAAAGAACUCAGACUGUUUCACGUAAAAGGCCAGGCCCGGGCCUGUCCUCCUCAUUUCAUUCAGGAUCUCAGGUUGUCGAUGGGAGCAGCGGUGAUCCUAUAGUAAAAAAAAUCAAGCAAGAAAUCCCUGAGGAUUAUUAUAUCGUGGCUAAUGCAGAGAUUACUGGCGGCAUUGAUGGGCCUACAUUAUCACUGACACAAAUGUCAAAACCCAAAACUCACCCCGGAGCUUCCUACCCUGUGCCACCUAAGCCAACUCCACAUACCUCACCUUCGCUCGGUGCUGAAUUUGAUUUACAAAGCGUCUCUGCCUCUUCGUCUGUCAUACCACGGCCAGUAGUUCAAAAGCCCCCCAAAAUCACUCUGGCUUCUCCAAGCAGAGGGCCUGGUAGCACCCCAGCAGCCAACCCUCAGGUAGCCCUCCAGAUGCCAGCCAGCACUUCCAACGCCGGCAAACAAAUAAGCAUUCCUUUAUCGGCUUUGCAGCUCCCUGGGCAAGAAGAGCAAGCCGCCUCGGAAGAUCUCCUCCAUCCUGUGUCUAACCAAGUUCCCAGCGAUGUGGCGUUAUCGCCUUCCGUUAGCACAGAGCCAGAAGUUAGCUCGAGCCAGCAGCAGCCAAGCACUGCUCCCACUGUCACCACUGAGCCAUUGGCACAGACAAUACCAGAUCAAGAUGAGAGAGCAGCUGAACUGAGCAGAGAGCAGAACGAGAAAACGAUCCGCAGCACCCAAACUGCUCUCCGUAACUUUAGAGAAUUCCUUAUCUCUAAAUAUCCCUCAGAAACCCGGGAGAUCUAUGUCAUUCCUUGCAAAGAACUGGAUGCUUACCUGGCUUCAUUCUUUGUUGACGCCCGCCAGAAGGAUGGUUCAGAAUAUGAGCCAAAUAGUUUGGCCAACUACCAGUGUGGCCUGGAGCGGUAUCUCAAGGAACACAGAUAUGGAUACAGUAUUACUCGGGAUAAGGAAUUCAAGAGGUCGCAAGAAGCACUGAAGCAAAAGCAGAUAGAACUACGGUGCAAAGGUAAAGGAAACAAGCCACACAAGUCCAUGAAGCUUACUUUUGCCGAUGAGCUUAUCCUGCGCAAAAGAGGCUUGCUGAGCCGAUAUAAUCCUGAAGGAUUGCUAAAUCUUGUCUGGCUUAACAAUACCAAGGCCUUUGGCCACUGUACAGGUUUCCAUGGGUCUACCCUCAAAUGGGGGGACAUAAGGCUUCGGGUGACAGAGACUGGAUUGGAAUAUUUGGAAUGGAUGGGCCAAGACAGCGGCGACGGCAGCACCAAAACCAAGAGAGGGGGCACAGACUCCAGGGUGUACGCAACACAGCAUGCGCCACAGACCUGCCCGGUGCAAGACUACAAAGAGUAUGCCCAAAGGCGGCCCCCUGCCAUGCGGUACGAGGAUGCCCCUUUCUACCUGUCCAUCAAGCCAGUUGUCAAUCUGGCUGCGCUUCACUGGUACAACUGUCAAGCUCUCGGUAAAAACAAGCUGGCCAAGAUGGUUAAGACCAUGUGCGAGAAGGGGAACAUCCCUGGUAGGAAGACCAACUUCAGUGUCUACCAGAGCUGCAGCACUCUCUCGGAAGCUCAGAGCAACCAGCUGGUGCUAAUCUGCAACAAUUUAAGCCAACAAGCUGCUCAGUCCAUGGCCAGCCACUCCAGCUCUGGCAACUUCAUCGUGUCUGCCUCUUAUGACUCUUCCUCGGACACUGCUUGAAAGGACUUGAAGUGGAGGACAGUCUUCUGUUUUAAGCUUUGGA